GAGCUGCUAGCAGCUCGCGCGAAAUGGUUAGUUGUGGCAGAUAACUGUUUUACACCCUGGGGCUGGGCCUUGGAAAAGGAGACUCCUCCCGGAGAGGAGACAGAAAGUGGCCACAAGACCCAGGCCUGGCAAGGAAGGGACUUGGGGCCACUGCCCGCCACUGGAGAUUUGGGUGGUUCUGUGGACCACUGUGAGGUCAUCUCACACAUCAGUGGUGAUUGUGACAUAACAUCAAGCUGGGUUUAGUCUGGGUUCGAAUUUGAAAGAUAGGUAAGGAGCCGCAAAUACCUUCAUCAGUUGCCCAAGGGGUCACCGGAAGUACAACUACCUGCUCUGGCCAGGGUCCCUCCAGGACAGCAUCUAUUUAAGGAUACUUCGGUCUCUGGUGGUGACGAUGUAGGUGAAAGUUAAAUUCUUGAUAGAAGUACAUUUCUGCAUUGGUAAGUCUUUUCAUCAAAAAACUGAGAAAAGUGCAUGGCUCAAAUAAAGUCAAGAUAAAACAGUAACAGUCAACCCUAUGGCUGUUGCAGAUGGACCAUCCACUUUGGACCCAGGCUGUCUGAAAUGAACUAAGGAAAUAACACUCAGUUUUUUAGAAAUGCAGGUUUAGCCCCCACACACACAUGCACAUACACACACAAAAAAAUAUUACAUCAUAGUCAUUGAAAAGAUAGAAAGAAGGGUUCCAUCUCAGAUUCAAAUAUCUCUGUAUUUUAGUAACUAGAUCGCUUGUUUCAUUUGUUAUUAAGAAGCAAGAACUACCCUUUACUGUGUAGAACCCAAGAAAAUCUGCUUCAAUACGUAUAUCUCUCGGUUAGUGGACGCUUUGUCAGAUUCAUGGCAUUCACCAAUUACAGCAGUCUUAACCGAGCUCAACUAACCUUUGAAUAUCUACACACAAAUUCAACCACUCAUGAAUUUUUGUUCGGAGCCCUUGCUGAGCUGGUUGAUAAUGCGAGAGAUGCCGACGCCACCCGAAUCGAUAUCUAUGCUGAAAGGCGUGAGGAACUGCAAGGUGGAUUCAUGCUAUGUUUUCUGGAUAAUGGAGUGGGAAUGGAUCCAAAUGAUGCCAUCAGUGUGAUCCAAUUCGGGAAAUCAGGGAAACGAACAACAGAGGCCACACAGAUUGGGCGCUAUGGGAAUGGGCUCAAAUCGGGUUCAAUGCGCAUUGGGAAGGAUUUUAUCCUCUUCACCAAGAAGGAAGACACCAUGAGCUGCCUCUUCCUGUCUCGAACCUUUCAUGAGGAAGAAGGCAUUGAUGAAGUGAUAGUCCCAUUGCCCACCUGGAAUACGCAGACACGAGAACCUAUCACAGACAACCUGGAGAAGUUUGCCAUUGAGACAGAACUCAUCUACAAGUACUCUCCUUUCCACACCGAGGGAGAAGUGAUGACCCAGUUCAUGAAGAUAUCUGGGAAUAGUGGGACCCUGGUGAUCAUCUUUAAUCUCAAGCUCAUGGACAACGGAGAGCCAGAACUAGACAUAAUCUCAAACCCAAAAGACAUCCGGAUGGCAGAUCUGUCCCAAGAAGGCGUGAAGCCAGAGCGCCACUCCUUCUGUGCCUAUGCUGCUGUGCUUUACAUUGAUCCUCGGAUGAGGAUUUUCAUUCAUGGGCACAAGGUGCGGACCAAAAAGCUCGCCUGCUGCCUGUACAAGCCCCGGAAGUACACAUUCACGUCAAGCCGUUUCAAGACCCGGGCAGAGCAAGAGGUGAAGAAAGCAGACCAGGUAGCACGACUUGCCGAAGAAAGGGCUCGGGAAGCGGAGAGCAAAGCUCGUGCGUUAGAAGCACACAUCGGUAAGGACAUCUCACGGGACUCCAGGGUGAUGUUGCGGCAGGUCCAGAAUACAGCCAUCACCCUUCGAAGGGAAGCUGAUGUCAAGAAAAGGAUCAAGGAUGCCAAGCAGCGAGCACUCAAAGAACCUAAGGAACUGAAUUUUGUUUUUGGGGUCAACAUUGAACACCGUGACCACGAUGGCAUGUUUAUCUACAACUGUAGCCGCCUAAUCAAGAUGUAUGAGAAAGUGGGCCCGCAGCUGGAAAAGGGCAUGACAUGUGGUGGGGUUGUUGGGGUCAUCGAUGUGCCCUACUUGGUCCUGGAGCCUACACACAACAAGCAAGACUUUGCUGAUGCCAAGGAGUACCGCCACCUACUGCGGGCCAUGGGGGAGCACCUGGCACAAUACUGGAAGGACAUAGCCAUUGCCCAGGGUGGAAUCACUAAGUUCUGGGAUGAGUUUGGCUACCUCUCUGCCAACUGGGCCCGGCCCCCAUCGGAUGAGCUGCAUUUCAAACGCAGGAGGUCGAUGCAGGUCCCAACCACCAUACAGUGCGAUCUGUGUCUGAAGUGGAGGACCCUUCCCUUCCAGUUAAGUGUUGUAGAAAAAGGCUAUCCAGACAACUGGGUUUGCGCCAUGAACCCUGAUUCUGAACAGGACCAGUGCGAGGCUUUUGAACCAAAGCAGAAGAUUCCUAUCGGAAUAUUUAAAAAGGCUCGAAAGACACAAGAAGAAAGGCAGAAGCAGCUGACAGAGAGUAUUUGCCAACAGCAGAGGAAGCUUAAGGCCCUUGAGAAAACCAAACCCAUCUGUUGCCGAGGUGACCUGAAAAAAUUACCCUUGGAAUUGACCUCCAGACCUGUCACCAAAUGUGCUACUCAGAGCCUUCAACCACCUUUGUGUGGAGUGAACAAGAAUGCUCAAAGAAUAACCCAGCCCACAUAUGCUCCUAGACCAUCCAGACAGCUCCAAGAGGCUUCUGUCUUCUGCACCAACCCCACCUCUCCUGCUCCAACAGCACAAAGGGAGGCCAUCCUGCUCUACCCACCUGAGAUACCCCCAAAACCAGUGAGGCCCCUGGUCAAAACUGUACCCCAGCCCACUCCUCUGGUCCAGUCCUCACUGUCAAUGCCUGUAGUCCCUAACUUCAACCACCUUUGCAAGGUGGAAACCCCUGAAGCCAUGAAGACUCCGGUGCUGGAGAGCCCAGAUCCACCCAUAAAUCCUUCACCAGUGUGGUGGGAUCGUAAACGGAGUCUUGAGACCUCUGAGGAAGAGGCUGAGGAGAGAAGGAUGGAGUCACACAAACGGAGCAGGUUGACUGUGAAGGAGGAAAAGAUGCCCGCAAACGAACUCUCAGACAGUUCUGAGGAGGAGGGUCCAGCUGACCUCAAGACAACUCAUCAGGAUAAAGGUCUGUACGUGGAGGUGCGGGUGAAAGGGGAGUGCUACAAGGGUCACGUCACAGCCGUGGAGGAGGGAGACAAUGCAGUCUGGUGGAAGGUCAAGUUUGAGGAUGUGCCCGAGGAUACUACACCAGGAAACUGCUGGGUCAAAAAAGGCAGUGAAAAUGUGUGGCUGACGAAGCUAUCUCCAGAGUAUCAGAGCGCUGAUUGGCAGCAAGAGGGUGUGAAGGAGGAGGGCAACACCGUGGACCAACAGGCUGUGGCGUUAGAGGGGACCUCCACCUCUGACUGCUUCCGCACUGAACCCGACACCACUGCUCUAAAGGCCAACCACGAGACCAAUGACCUCCUGGUCCAGAUUCUCUGGAACUGCUUACGUUAUUUCAUGCCUCUGAGCUUUUCCAUAUCCAAAAAGGAGCUGGGUGCUAUGAAUUCAGAAGAAUUGCUGUCUCUUCCUCUGAAAGAGUGCUUCAAGCAAUAUGAGGCCGGGCUCCAGAAUCUCUGUAAUUCCUACCAAAGCUGCGCCGACUCAAGAGCCAAGGCGUCCGAGGAGAGCCUGCGCAUCUCCCAGGAGAAACUCAGAGAGACAGAGGAGAAACUCCAGAAACUUCGGACCAACGUUCUGGCACUCCUGCAGAAAGCACAAGAGGACCUUAACAUCAGCACAGAUGACGAGCUGGAUGCCUACAUUGAGGAUCUCAUUACCAGUGAAGAAAGGGAGACUAGGGAACAGAUCAGCACCCCCUACUCAACACAGGAGCUUCCAGGCAGGCAGGAUUCAUGAAUUGGUUUGAUUCAUGUGGGACAGCACCUUUGGGAGGGAAAGAGACUCUGUCUGAUUCUUUGAAUCUUCCUCCCCUGAAUUUAUAAAUAUUUCUUUUUUAGA
Myodes glareolus (Bank vole) is the source of this 4071-nucleotide messenger RNA. RefSeq names its product ATPase MORC2B-like. Gene Ontology annotation, molecular function: zinc ion binding. Gene Ontology annotation, cellular component: nucleus. Lineage: Eukaryota; Metazoa; Chordata; Mammalia; Rodentia; Cricetidae. The record is from RefSeq and is a predicted model, not a curated record.